ACCUCUAGUCCUCAGAUACAAAGUGUAAACAAUGUUCAGUUCUCAAGAAUAUCUUGACAGAAAGACCGGCCCGUAUGGGAUCGGCAGGUUCAGUUACUUGCAGUCGCUUGUGACAGAAUACCAGGACAUCGAUGAUCAAGAAGCGAAACAGCAAGUACUGGCUAAUCUGGCUAACUUUGCGUAUGACCCGAUAAAUUAUGACUACUUCAGGAAGCUGAAUGUACUGGACCUAUUUCUAGAUGCAUUGGAUGAGUCUGAUGAGAAGCUGGUAGAGUUUGGUGUUGGUGGUCUGUGUAACUGUGUGCUGGACAAGCUGAACAAGGAAUAUAUUCUCCAGAAUGGUGGGGUGGCACUUGUCAUCAAUUGUUUGUCUAGCCCAGUAGAGGAGACCGUGCUGUCGGCCAUCACAACACUGAUGUAUCUCAUCACAAAUGAAUCAAAGCAAGAGAUCACAGCCCUGCCUGUAGUGGAGUGUAUGCUGAGAUUCUCCAGGUCCCUCAACAAGCGGCUGUCGAAUCUAGCCCUGGUCUUCCUUCAGGACUAUUGUACCAGGUCCCAAGUCCAGGAAGCCCAAGAAGUUCAGCAGCAACAGCAACAGCAACCACCUCACCCACUCAGUGAGCAGGUCUCCUGAGCCUUGUCAUGUGUGUUCUACUCUGAUCCUUAUCCAGCAUGCUGCCCUGGAGACGAGUGGUGGAGCUGCAGGAAGACUUGCCCCACCCCUACUGUAUUUCAGAGGUGAGGACUUGUGAGAUGCUUUGCAAUGGUUUGUGGUGACACAUGGCGACCAAAGCACAUGACGGCUUGUGCAAAUGUCACAGCUAGGCCACAUGGUCACUGGAGCAAGUGAUGACUGGGUCACACAGUGACUUCAGCAAGUAAUGAGUGGCCCAUAUAGUGACUUCAGCAAGUAAUGAGUGGCCCAUAUAGUGACUUCAGCAAGUAAUGAGUGGCCCAUAUAGUGACUUCAGCAAGUAAUGAGUGGCCCAUAUAGUGACUUCAGCAAGUAAUGAGUGGCCCAUAUAGUGACUUCAGCAAGUAAUGAGUGGCCCAUAUAGUGACUUCAGCAAGUAAUGAGUGUCCCAUAUAGUGACUUCAGCAAGUAAUGAGUGGCCCAUAUAGUGACUUCAGCAAGUCAUGAAUGUCCCAUAUAGUGACUUCAGCAAGUAAUGAGUGGCCCAUAUAGUGACUUCAGCAAGUAAUGAGUGGCCCAUAUGGUGAUUUGACCAAUUGAUGACGAGGCUAUGGUGAUAUUUACCAACAAUGAUCAAAUGAUGACUCGGCGUAAUGGUAACAAGACGCAAUGGAUGACUCAGCCACAAAGUGACAACAACAAAUGGGGAUUUUAACCAACAAUGAGUCGGCCUCAUGGUAAGAGGCACAAGUGAUGCAUAUUGUGACUGGUGUACUGAACAACAUUAGCACAUAUGAAAAGGCAACAUAAAGAUGUUGGGCUUGUCAAGAAUACUGAUCCUGAAUGAAGAAACAAAAUAAAACUUCAACAAUAA
Molecule: messenger RNA, 1508 nt
Organism: Haliotis rubra (blacklip abalone)
Lineage: Eukaryota; Metazoa; Mollusca; Gastropoda; Lepetellida; Haliotidae
Product: armadillo repeat-containing protein 7-like
Exons: 7
Coding region: 32-634 (200 amino acids)
Source: RefSeq, a predicted model, not a curated record